AUGUCGGACAAGAAAGGCGACACCUCGCCGCCAAUGUACGAGGAACGUCCACAUGGCAAUGGUCUUCCUGCGGCGGGCCACAUGCCGGAGAAGAUGAGCGCUGGUCAAUACCUCGCGACUCGCCUCUCGACUCUGAAGCCUCCGAUGGACAGAGUUGAGAAUCCAUUCUCGCUUCUCGGCUCGCUGACUCUCAAGAACUGGCUCAUGUUCUUGGUGGCUUUCCUUGCAUGGACAUGGGACGCCUUUGACUUUUUCACUGUAUCCCUAACAGUCAACGGUCUUUCCGAAACAUUCGGCGUAUCUACUAAGGAAAUCACCUGGGGCAUCACCCUCGUGCUGAUGUUCCGAUCCGUCGGUGCCGUCACGUUCGGUAUUGCUGCUGAUCGAUAUGGGCGCAAAUGGCCCUUCGUGGUCAACAAUAUGUUAUUCAUCGCACUCGAGCUCGGCACGGGCUUCUGCAGGACCUACAAGCAGUUCCUCGCUUGCCGAGCACUGUUUGGUAUUGCGAUGGGUGGACUGUACGGCAACGCGGCUGCUACUGCUCUCGAAGAUGUGCCGGAGAAGGCUCGAGGUAUCGUCUCCGGUAUGCUUCAGCAGGGCUACGCGUUCGGGUAUCUGCUUGCGACUGCUUUCGCACGUGGCCUCGUCAACACGACUCCUCACGGCUGGAGACCUCUUUACUGGUUCGGAGCUUGCCCACCCAUCCUCAUCAUUGCUUUCCGUUUGUGUCUUCCGGAGACAGACAGCUAUAUUGAGCGCCAACGUGUCCGUGCAGCAGGCGACAAUGUGGGCAAGACUUUCAUCAACGAGGGCAAAGUCGCACUGAAACGUCACUGGUUGCUUCUGGUAUACCUUGUCCUUCUCAUGGCUGGGUUCAACUUCAUGUCCCAUGGCUCGCAGGAUCUGUAUCCAACUAUGUUGUCCAACCAAUACAACUUCUCUGCCAAUGCAGUGACUGUCACUCAAGUGGUGGCCAAUCUGGGAGCAAUGACAGGAGGUACGAUUGUGGGCUACCUCAGCCAGAUGCUUGGUCGCAGAUUCAGCAUCAUCGUCAUAUCAAUCCUGGGAGGUGCUCUGCUGUACCCGUACAGCUUCACCGGAAGCAAGGCCGUAAUCGCUGCUGCCUUCUUCGAGCAAUUCUGUGUGCAAGGAGCAUGGGGUGUCAUCCCGAUUCACCUUAUGGAACUCUCGCCCGGCAGCUUCAGGACUUUCGUCGUCGGCACGAGUUACCAGCUCGGCAAUCUCGUGUCUUCCGCCAGCUCCACGAUCGAGGCAACCAUCGGCGAGCGCUUCCCAUUGCCCUCCAAGCACGAAGGCGGCAAGACGAUUUUGCGAUACAAGUAUGGCAUCGUUAUUGCGAUCUUCAUGGGCUGCGUUUAUGCGUACGUGAUUCUGCUCACGUUCCUCGGACCGGAAUACAAGAAUAGGAGUAUGGGAGCGGCGAAUGACGAAGAUUUGGAAGAAGCUACUGGCCACGCUACGAUCGGGCACGGUCAAGGACACCGUAGUGGUUCGGAUGAUGACCAGAUCAGUAAGUUAUGA
Molecule: messenger RNA, 1542 nt
Organism: Recurvomyces mirabilis
Lineage: Eukaryota; Fungi; Ascomycota; Dothideomycetes; Mycosphaerellales; Teratosphaeriaceae
Product: Carboxylic acid transporter
Exons: 3
Coding region: 1-1542 (513 amino acids)
Biological process (GO): plasma membrane lactate transport
Cellular component (GO): membrane
Molecular function (GO): secondary active monocarboxylate transmembrane transporter activity
Source: RefSeq, a predicted model, not a curated record